GAACUCUUGCAAAGUGAAGAUGCCGAUUGUGUUUGAGAACGUUGAGAAGAACGUGCUGUCUGAGAAAGCCAAAUUUCUCGAUGUGGAACAUUUUAUUCGCGUCCGAAAUACGGAAUUUCCUGAUUUAGAGAUUGCAUCGAAAUGGCACGACAGAGCAUAUUUUUUCCCUGACCGCUACGAGAAGAUUGCGGAAAAAAUACAGCAUUUUACAGUUCGGGAAGACGAUGUCUGGGUCAUUUCGUUUGCAAAGUGCGGCUCGACGUGGUCGGAAGAAAUGGUGUGGCAAAUAUGCAACGAUUUGGACUUUGAUGCUGAAAAAGCGGGAUUGUUGUCGAAGAGAUUUCCAUACUUUGAGAAUCAAACUGUUGCCACGGAGAAAGUCUUCAAAGACUCAUUGUCUGACUUGAGUGAAAUGACUGGAAGACGGUAC
This is a messenger RNA of Phlebotomus argentipes, 430 nucleotides long. Its product is annotated as luciferin sulfotransferase-like. The transcript has 2 exons. Gene Ontology annotation, molecular function: sulfotransferase activity. The record is from RefSeq and is a predicted model, not a curated record. The annotation marks the transcript as partial. Lineage: Eukaryota; Metazoa; Arthropoda; Insecta; Diptera; Psychodidae.